Molecule: messenger RNA, 2012 nt
Organism: Onthophagus taurus
Lineage: Eukaryota; Metazoa; Arthropoda; Insecta; Coleoptera; Scarabaeidae
Gene: Hr96
Product: Nuclear hormone receptor HR96
Biological process (GO): positive regulation of transcription by RNA polymerase II; negative regulation of transcription by RNA polymerase II; cell differentiation
Molecular function (GO): zinc ion binding; RNA polymerase II cis-regulatory region sequence-specific DNA binding; nuclear receptor activity
Source: RefSeq, a predicted model, not a curated record
GGCUAACUUCACGUCGUAAGGUAAUAAGAUAAAUAAAGACACUAAAAUAGAGAAUGUCAAAAAUCUAAGAAAGAAAAAAGAUACUAUAACAACACGUUAAAAACCCCCCAGAAGAAACUUUAUCAUAAUUACACUACAAAGUGAAUCAUAAUACAUAAACAACUUAAAAUUACCCAACAACGAAAUUGUCAAAUUAUGUUGCUAAUAAAAAACGAUUAUUUGAUUAAUUCAACAACGAGAAUAUUAAUCAUCUGAAUAGAUCAAGUCUUGAAGAGUGAAUAAAAUUUUUGUGAUGAUCAUGGAAGUUAAAGUGGAUUCGAAGAUAUGUGGUGUAUGCGGUGAUAAAGCUUUAGGUUAUAAUUUUAAUGCGAUUACUUGUGAAAGUUGUAAAGCGUUUUUUAGAAGGAAUGCUUUGGCUAAUAAAGAUUUGAGGUGCCCGUUUAAUCAACAAUGUGAAAUUAACACAGUAACCAGAAGAUUUUGUCAACGAUGUCGAUUAGAAAAAUGUUUUACAAUUGGAAUGAGAAAAGAUUAUAUAAUGUCCGAGCAAGAAAAAGUGUUAAAGCGUCAAAAAAUCCAAGAAAACAAAGCAAAAAAGCGAUCAAAUCCUUCCAAUGGGUUUAAACAGGGGUUUAAAAAGAUUAAACGGGAAGGAUCUACUGAUGAUGAUUCACAAGAAUAUGAUACAACAUCCGAUUAUGGUGAUAUUUAUAGCCCCAAUGAUACAAAUAAUUUAAUUUCAAUCGAUAAAAUUGAUUCAAAUACGGAUAAUAUUUCUAAUAAUACAUCGAUUAUUGAUGAAUCUAUGAUAAGGCACAUGUUAAACCCAACCCCAAAUAGUAGUUUAAGUCCUGAUGAGUCUUUAAGCCCUGUUAAUAACAAUGAAACUAAUUGUAACAAUAACUCAAAAAAUGUACAAAAAGAUGAUGGUCGAACACCUAAAGAUAUUUUAGAAGAUGUACAAAGUAUUCCUAUAGAAGCUAAUUCUAUUGAAUCAAUACUUUGUGAAGCUAUUAAACUAGAAUAUGAAGCUUAUUCUUCUAUAGCACAGUAUCAAGGAAAUUCUAGGGAGCUUAAUGAUGCUGAAAGAGCCAAGCUAAACGAACUUAUUGUUGCUAAUAAAGCUUUAUUAACACCUGUUGAUGAUGAUAUCUCUACUUUAAUUGCUGAAGAAUGUAGAUUUAAAGGUCGUCCAGAUGCAAUAUUGGCGAAUCCCGCAUUAGUAGAUAUAAUAAAUUUAACAGCAGUAGCAAUUCGUCGAUUAAUAAAAAUGGCAAAGAAAAUAAAUGCCUUUAAAAAUAUGUGCCAAGAAGAUCAAGUGGCUUUAUUAAAAGCCGGAUGUACUGAAAUGUUAAUGUUGAGGAGUUUGAUGAUUUACGACGAUACAAAACAAACUUGGAGGAUACCUCACCGAAAGGAAUAUUUAAGUAGUUUGAAAGCGGAUGUUUUAAAAGAGGUUAAGGGGAAUUUUUUUAAAGAACACGAAAGGUUCAUACAAACUUUCGAUCCGAAGUGGAGAUCGGACGAGAAUAUCGUUCUUAUUUUGUGCGCUAUUGCGUUAUUUACUCCAGAUAGGCCAGGUGUAAUUCAUCAGGAUGUGAUAAAAUUGGAACAGAAUUCCUAUUAUUACCUUUUAAGAAGAUAUCUAGAAAGUACAUUUCCGGGUUGUGAAGCAAAAUCGACGUUUUUGAAACUAAUACAAAAAAUAUCUGAACUUCAUAAAUUAAAUGAAGAGGUUGUUAGUUGUUAUUUAAAUGUAAAUCCUUCUGAAGUUGAACCGUUGCUCAUUGAAAUAUUUGAUUUAAAACAUUAAAAAUGAAGGCAAAAAUUAAAUUCGAUUAAAACCUAUGCCAAUUUCUUGUUGUUAAUUUUAAUUACGGUGCAAUUUUAUUAAUUCUUGGCCAAUUUUAAGAUAAUUUUUUAUGUAAAUACAUUUUAGUUCUUCCUAUUUACUAUUAUGAAUAUUAAAAAAGUAUUUUUCGUAAAUAAAUAUGUAUAUUUUAUGUUUCAAA